AGUUUUAUUUCAGAUCGCGUUCAUUCAGGAUCACAACAAACAUUUCCCGAAUAUAUCUUGACAUCAAUUGAAUCAUGUUGAAGACAAUACUCAUCGGAAUUUUCCUCGUCUCAAUGAUUACAUCAAGUAGCUCUCUCAAUUGUUUCUCUUGCAUGACUUCACGAGAGGGAAAUUGCGAAGAUGGUUCUCAAAUGGAAACAAAAAUUUGUGAUUCAUCUGACAGCAAUAACUUGAAUGUUAAGCCAGUGUGCCUGAAAGUUGUAAAAGACAUCAAGGGAUUUGAUCAUAUUACGCGUUCAUGUCAAUUUGAAGGUGAUUUGUAUAAGCCAUGCAAUUAUAUCAAAGCAGCUGAGCAUUGCUCCACUUGUGAUUCAAAUUUAUGCAAUUCGGCCAAAACAUUUUCAGUUCAUCAAUCAUUGUACUCAUCACUGUUUUUAAUAGUAUUAACAAAAGUUAUUAAUCUUUAAGGAGAGUUUAUUAAACCUUCUUAUACUCAUUGAUUUCAUCAAAAUAUUUAUUACUCAGAACAAAUGCCUACCAAAAGGUAAAACUAAAGUCAGGUUUCAUUCACAAUGCAGUGGCAAAAUAAAAUAACUUCAGUGUGACAAUGUUAUUGUUAAUUAGUAGUUAAUUUUAGGGUGCUUAAAUUUAAAAAAAUAAAAUAAAAUUAAUUCUUUACAUGAAGUUUGAUUUUUAUUAAACGUUUUUGCACGCAAAA
This is a messenger RNA of Clunio marinus, 718 nucleotides long. Lineage: Eukaryota; Metazoa; Arthropoda; Insecta; Diptera; Chironomidae. The record is from the annotation of a GenBank genome assembly.